This is a messenger RNA of Lodderomyces oxycetoniae, 1710 nucleotides long. RefSeq names its product pantothenate kinase. The record is from RefSeq and is a predicted model, not a curated record. The transcript has a single exon. The coding region runs from base 1 to 1710 and encodes 569 amino acids. Lineage: Eukaryota; Fungi; Ascomycota; Pichiomycetes; Serinales; Debaryomycetaceae. Gene Ontology annotation, molecular function: pantothenate kinase activity; ATP binding. Gene Ontology annotation, cellular component: nucleus; cytosol. Gene Ontology annotation, biological process: coenzyme A biosynthetic process.
AUGCAGUCUGUUGAAGACCAUUAUAAUGGACUGCUUUUAUAUGACGAGAUUAAACAGGAACAACUACAAUUGGACUCAGCUGGCGUUAAAGGCUUUAUAACUCCCAAUACUACUACGUCUGGUAUCUCUACUGGCACUUCAUUAUCCACAUCCAAUUUACACAGCGGUAGCCGCCGACAUAGACUAAGUGUAUCACAUGAAGAUAUUGAUUUGGAAUCUGUAGACCCAGGAACUAUUAAAAUAGAUUGUAGUGGAGCAUUCAUUGCCAAUGAUGAUUUGUUGAGAAGCUCAAUUAUUGUUGAUGAAGAUUCACUGAAUACAAGCGGUUCAGUUUCAAGUACUCCCACACCACCACUGUCAAAUACAAGCUCGGAUUUUGAAGAUGAUGAGAAUAACGGGGCAGCAUCAGGAGGACAAGGACGAGGAGGACGAGGAGGACGAGAAGGAGGAGGAGAUUUUGGUUUUCUACAAGAUGAGGAGAAAGUUGAGGAGAGCAUGCAGGGAACAAUUACCAAGAACAAUAUCAAUUUGCCCAAGCACAAUGAUGAAAUUAUCCAUAUUUCCGUAGAUAUUGGUGGCACUUUGACCAAGCUUGUGUAUUUUAGUAAAUUGAGGAAUACCAAACAACAAACCAACAACAACAACAAUAACAAUAAUAAUAAUAAUAGUGGAUCUAUUGAUGGGUCGGUGAGUUCUUCAGGUGGAGGCAAAUUACAUUUUAAAGAUUUCCAAACGGAGAAUUUCAAAGAUGAAGUUAUGAAGUUUAUGAUUCAUUUGAUUACAAAGUCAAUUUCGAAACAGAAUAAAAGACCACCUAUAACGUAUAUAAUGGCUACAGGUGGCGGAGCACAUAAAUUUUACAACUUGAUGACCAAGACAUUUAGGAAGAAGAAAUUGCCGAUGCAGAUUAUUGCCAAGGAUGAAAUGGAAUGUUUAAUUAAAGGUUUAGAUUGGUUGAUUACCAAGAUUCCACAAGAAAUCUUUAUUUAUGAUUUAGUAGAGGUCAAUACUAAAUUCCAACCAUUACAGAAGGAAGAUGAGAUAUACCCUUAUUUGCUAGUCAAUAUAGGUAGUGGUGUUUCGAUGAUAAAAGUUGUCAAACCUGGCCCUGAAGGGUUUGAAAGAAUUGGCGGUAGUUCACUUGGAGGAGGGACAUUAUGGGGACUACUUUCAUUAUUAACUGAUGCCAAAGAUUACAAUGAGAUGUUGGAAAUGGCACAAAGGGGAAAUAAUGAGAACAUUGAUUUAUUAGUAGGGGACAUCUAUGGUUCCAAUUACAACAAAAUUGGCUUAAAAGCUAACCAUAUAGCAUCGUCAUUUGCCAAAGUGUUUAAAAAAUUGAGGUUUAAUAAUAACAAUGAGAAUAAACCAUUAAUGACAUCGGCGGAGAAGUUAGCACAGUUUAAGCAAGAGGAUAUUGCCAGGUCACUAUUGUUUUCCAUUAGUAACAAUAUUGGACAAAUUGCAUAUUUACAAGCUUUGCGAUUUAGUCUCAAGAGGAUUUAUUUUGGAGGGAGUUAUAUAUCGGGACAUAUGCAAACUAUACAUACCUUGAGUUUUGCUGUUAAUUUUUGGUCCAAUGGUGAAAUGCAAAGUUACUUUUUGAGACACGAAGGGUAUUUGGGAAGUGUUGGUGCUUUCAUGAUGGGUCCUGCUUUCCAGCAAGAGCAGCAGCAGCAGCAGCCGACACUAUCGAGCAGGACGAGAUAG